AUGCGCAGGCGGCCGUUGCCCUCCCUGCGCGAAGAGACCGACCACAAGACGUGGCGCAGCGUCUGCGAGAGUGAGUGGGCGGUGUACACCUUGGUGGCUUCGGUCGGCGCACUCACUUACGCCAACAGCCUGGGCGGAGAGUUCGUCCACGACGACAUCCCGGCCAUUGUGUCGAACAGUGACGUAACCGGCGGCAGCUCCGCUCUCGGGAUCUUAAGGAAUGACUUUUGGGGCACUCCGAUGUCAGACCCCAACAGCCACAAGUCCUAUCGGCCACUGACCACGCUUUCGUUCCGACUGAACUAUCUGCUAUGCGGUCUCUCCGCGUGGUGGUGGCACGUGUGCAACGUGGGGUUGCACGCUGCGUGCUGCGUUCUGGUGGCACGCACCGGCGCCGUGGUGGCAAGACUGCAAAGACCGUUCGCUGCGCUAGCGGCCCUGCUGUUCGCCGUCCACCCCAUCCAUACGGAGGCGGUUACCGGUGUGGUUGGCAGGGCGGAUGUCCUGGCCUGUGUUUUGUUUCUGUCAUCCCUUCUUCUUUAUCACGGGUCGUCAGGGAAACAUAGAGUUUGGCCAAGUGUGUUGCUUGCCGCAUUAAGCAUGCUGGCUAAAGAAACUGGCUUGACUGCAUUGCUGUUUAACGUCAUCUUCGACCUGUACCGCUGCUGGGGUUCAAUAAUACGAUCCUGUCCAACAAGGUGCCGAUGGAAAGGGGACAGCGUGUACGGUAGAGUGGCUCGUGGAAUGGCAGCGCUUGCUUUGUUAGCGACGUUCAGAAUAGCCAUGCUGCAAGGAUCGCUCCCAGCGUUCUCCCCGCAAGACAACCCACCGGCCUUCCACCCCACGUUUAUCGUAAGGUUGAUGACCUUUUGCUACCUCGCGGCGUUCAAUUGGUGGCUGCUGCUGUGUCCAUGGACACUCAGCCACGACUGGCAGAUGGGGUCUGUGCCACUCAUCACUAGUGGUUGGGAUCCACGCAAUCUGCUCACACUAUUUGCGCUAUUUGCCUUGUUAGCGCUGUCCUAUUGCUGUUUAGUCGACAUUGAGUUCCAACGCCACACGCCCGCCGUGGUCGGAUUGAUGUUGCUUGUUUUCCCCUACCUGCCCGCCUCCAAUUUAUUCGUCACAGUGGGGUUCGUUGUCGCCGAGAGAGUGCUGUACAUACCCAGCGUUGGUUUUGUAAUGUUGACGGUAUAUGGAAUUCAACUUAUGUGGCGGAGGACUAUGAAUGGAAGGCGUCUUCUUGCACUUGGGAUCGCGGUUCUGGUCGUAAGUGGAGCAGCGAGGACUCAUUUUCGCAACUGUGACUGGAGAACUAGGGAGAGUCUUCUCAGAGCCGACUUGGCAGUGCUCCCGCAUAAUGCGAAAUUGCAUUAUAACUUCGCCAACUUCUUGAAAGAUAUCGAACAACAGGAAAGUGCAAUCAGACAUUAUAAAGAAGCUUUGAAAUUAUGGCCCAGCUAUGCCAGUGCUCACAACAAUCUGGGAACACUUAUGCUAGCAUCCGGAAGAGCAGAGCAUCAUUUUUUGCAAGCACUUAAGUAUAACCGAGAUCAUGUUAAUGCACAUUACAACCUUGCCAAACUAUAUAGAAAGAAGAAUAGGAUAGGGGACUCGUUGAAGAUGUUGGAGAGAUGUAUAUCGCUGGAGCCACGAUUUGUACAGGCAUAUAUAGAACUACUCCAAAUUACCCCGCAUGAAGAGAAGAGGGGAAUCUUAGACAGAUUGUUAGAAAUAGAACCUAAUAAUUGGAAGCAUUAUCAACUAUACGGAGAUUGGUUUAAGGAGAAAGGUCUCUGGCCACUGUCGCUGCAGUACUACAUGUCAGCGGUGAGGUUGUCGGUCAGCGAUAAAUCCCUCGCGCCGGGCAAUUUGCUACCGUUGGGAUCGGCCUGCUUGGUGCUGCGCACUAUAGGGCAACGAGCGAGGGCGCUCCAGCUAGCUAACAGGUGGCAGAGUGCGAGGAGUGACGAGGCUGCCACAGCGAGAAGGUGGGCACUUGCACGCGCGUGGCGGCUACGCAGCGAGCUGGCAGACCGCGCCGCUAAGUACGCGCGCGUACCGUUGAUAACAUCGACGUGCCUCCAUCACAGCAAGCUAGAAGUGCCACUGGAUGAACAAAAGCCGAACAGAGGCAUCAAGGAGAACGCUAGAAAAUUUUCGCACAAAAAUGAUGUUCACAGCGCUCCGAAGCGAGGUGAAGUCGGCGCGGAGAAGGCGUCGACAGCAAACGGAUGCCAGAAAAGCGAUCACAAGAAAGGUGUCUCUAUAUCGGCGCAGUACAAACCAAUACACAACAAGUCGGAGACAGGUCACAAGCUCAAAAGCUGUCGCCUGCAAAAGAAGAAGAAAAUAAAGGAGGAGACUUUCACUCCGUUCGUGUCUGACCAUUUGAUAAAGACUUAC
Molecule: messenger RNA, 2406 nt
Organism: Iphiclides podalirius (scarce swallowtail)
Lineage: Eukaryota; Metazoa; Arthropoda; Insecta; Lepidoptera; Papilionidae
Source: the annotation of a GenBank genome assembly